This is a messenger RNA of Hyaena hyaena (striped hyena), 5325 nucleotides long. RefSeq names its product pleckstrin homology domain containing A7 (gene PLEKHA7). Gene Ontology annotation, biological process: epithelial cell-cell adhesion; zonula adherens maintenance; pore complex assembly. The record is from RefSeq and is a predicted model, not a curated record. Gene Ontology annotation, cellular component: pore complex; zonula adherens. Gene Ontology annotation, molecular function: protein binding. The transcript is spliced from 29 exons. Lineage: Eukaryota; Metazoa; Chordata; Mammalia; Carnivora; Hyaenidae. The coding region runs from base 35 to 4006 and encodes 1323 amino acids.
CGCGGCGGCCGCGGCGGAUCCGCGCUCGGCGAACAUGGCGGCGGCGGUCGGGCGGGACACUUUACCUGAGCACUGGUCCUACGGCGUGUGCCGGGACGGCCGCGUCUUCUUCAUCAAUGACGAGCUCCGCCGCACGACCUGGCUGCACCCGCGCACCGGGGAGCCCGUCAACUCGGGCCACAUGAUCCGCUCAGACUUGCCCCGCGGCUGGGAGGAGGGCUUCACCGAGGAGGGCGCCAGCUACUUCAUCGACCAUAACCAACAGACCACAGCAUUCAGGCAUCCUGUGAGUGGGCAGUUUUCUCCAGAAAAUAACGAAUUUAUUCUUCAAGAAGAGCCACAUCCUCAUAUGUCAAAGCAAGAGAGAAACCAAAGACCAUCCAGCAUGGUCAGUGAAACGUCCACAGCUGGAACCACGUCGACCGUGGAGGCCAAGCCUGGCCCCAAGAUCAUGAAGUCCAGCAAUAAAGUCCACAGCUUUGGGAAGAGGGACCAGGCCAUUCGGAGGAACCCCAAUGUUCCAGUGGUGGUGAGGGGGUGGCUGCACAAGCAGGACAGUUCUGGGAUGAGGCUCUGGAAAAGGAGGUGGUUUGUGCUUGCUGAUUAUUGCUUGUUUUACUAUAAAGACAGCCGAGAAGAAGCUGUCCUUGGGAGCAUCCCUCUGCCCAGCUAUGUGAUCUCACCUGUGGCCCCUGAGGACCGCAUAAGCCGCAAGUAUUCCUUUAAGGCUGUGCACACAGGGAUGCGAGCACUCAUCUACAAUAGCUCCACUGGGGGUUCUCAGGGCGAGCAGUCAGGCAUGAGGACCUACUACUUCAGUGCCGACACCCAGGAGGACAUGAACGCUUGGGUCCGGGCCAUGAACCAGGCCGCACAGGUGCUGUCUCGAUCGUCACUAAAGAGGGACAUGGAGAAGGUGGAGCGGCAGGCAGUCCCCCAGGCCAAUCAUGCAGAGUCCUGUCAAGAGUGUGGCCGUGUGGGACCUGGACAUGCAAGGGAUUGUCCUCAUCGCAGCCAUGAGGAUUCCUUUGGCUUCGAGAGGCGGGAGCAAGAGGAAGAACGUUACAAGUCCCAGAGGGACCCACUGGAGGGCAAGCGGGACAGGAGCAAGGCCAGGUCCCCGUAUUCACCAGCUGAAGAGGAUGCCUUGUUCGUGGAUUUACCUGGUGGCCUGAGAAGCCAGCAAGCACAGCCCCAACGAGCAGAGAAGAAUGGGGUGCUUCCCACCACAUAUGGCCCAGGAGAGCAGAAUGGGACUGGCGGGUAUCAGCGGGCCUUUCCUCCCAGGAACAACCCUGAAAAGCACAGUCAGAGGAAGAGCAGCCUGGCCCAGGUGGAGCAUUGGGCGAAAGCCCAGAAGGGGGACAGCAGGAGCCUGCCCCCAGACCAGACCCUUCCUCGCCAGGGUCCUAGCCAGUCCCUGUCCUUCCCGGAAAACUACCAGACCCUUCCUAAGAGCACCCGACAUCCCUCAGGGGGCUCCUCACCCCCUCCCCGCAACCUGCCGAGUGACUACAAGUACGCGCAGGAUCGAGCCAGCCACCUGAAGAUGUCAAGCGAGGAGCGCAGGGCACACCGGGACGGCACCGUGUGGCAGCUCUAUGAGUGGCAGCAGCGCCAGCAGUUCCGGCACGGCAGCCCUACGGCCCCUAUCUGCUCUGGCUCGCCAGAGUUCACCGACCAGGGCCGGAGCAGGAGCAUGCUGGAGGUGCCCCGCUCCAUCUCUGUGCCUCCGUCCCCUUCGGACAUCCCUCCUCCGGGCCCCCCGAGGGUCUUCCCGCCCCGGCGUCCACACACGCCAGCAGAGAGGGUCACCGUGAAGCCGCCAGACCAGCGGAGGAGUGUGGACAUCUCCCUGGGGGGUUCUCCCAGGAAGGCACGGGGCCACACCACCAAGAACUCUUCUCAUGUGGACCGACGCUCCAUGCCCUCCAUGGGCUACAUGACCCAUACUGUCAGCGCUCCCAGUUUACAUGGAAAAUCGGCUGAUGAUACCUACCUCCAGCUGAAGAAAGACCUGGAGUACCUGGACCUAAAGAUAAAAAAUAAUGAACCUUUGAUCAACGUGCUUUACAAAGUGCUGAAGAAGUCAGCACGGGGCUGUCGGCCCAGGAGAAGCAUGACGGGCCGGGAUCUUGUCAAGGAUCGAAGUCUGAAGCCGGUGAAGAUUGCAGAGAGUGACAUCGACGUCAAACUGAGCAUCUUCUGUGAACAAGACAGAAUCCUCCAGGACUUGGAAGACAAGAUCCGAGCCCUCAAGGAGAACAAAGACCAGCUAGAGUCCGUGCUGGAGGUAUUGCACAGACAGAUGGACCAGUACCGAGACCAGCCCCAGCACUUGGAGAAGAUUGCUUACCAGCAGAAGUUGCUGCAGGAAGACCUUGUCCACAUCCGGGCGGAGAUCUCCAGAGAAUCCACUGAGAUGGAAAAUGCCUGGAAUGAAUACCUGAAGUUAGAGAGUGACGUGGAACAGCUGAAGCAGACCCUGCAAGAACAACACAGAAGAGCCUUUUUUUUCCAGGAGAAAUCACAGAUACAGAAGGAUCUCUGGAGGAUUGAAGACGUCAUUGCAGGCCUGAGUGCAAAUAAAGAGAACUUUAGAAUCCUGGUGGAAUCAGUCAAAAAUCCAGAGAGAAAAACGGUGCCUUUGUUUCCUCACCCACCUGUGCCUUCACUCUCGACUUCUGAGAGCAAGCCGCCCCCACAGCCCAGCCCUCCCACCAGCCCCGUGCGGACCCCUCUCGAGGUUCGACUCUUCCCCCAGCUGCAAACCUAUGUGCCGUACCGACCUCAUCCACCCCAGCUGAGGAAAGUGACAUCCCCUCUUCAGUCACCAACCAAGACAAAGCCCAAAGUUGAAGAUGAGGCACCUCCCAGGCCCCCACUCCCUGAGCUCUACAGUCCAGAGGACCAGCCCCCGGCUGUGCCACCUUUGCCCAAGGAGGCCACCAUCAUCCGGCACACUUCAGUGAGGGGCCUUAAGCGGCAGUCGGACGAGAGGAAGCGAGACCGGGAGCAGGGGCAGUGUGUGAAUGGGGACUCCAGGGUAGAACUUCGGUCCUACGUGAGUGAGCCCGAGCUGGCGACUUUCAGUGGGGAAAUGGCCCAGCCCUCUCUGGGACUUGUGGGCCCUGACAGCAGGUACCAGACACUGCCAGGCAGAGGGCUCUCAGGGUCCACGUCGAGGCUCCAGCAGUCAUCCACCAUUGCUCCCUACGUCACACUCCGGAGGGGUCUCAAUGCCGAAAGCAGCAAGGUGACCUUCCCUAGACCCAAGAGUGCCUUGGAGCGUCUGUACUCAGGGGACCAUCAGCGGGGCAAGAUGAGCGCAGAGGAGCAGCUGGAGCGCAUGAAGCGGCACCAGAAGGCCCUGGUCCGGGAGCGCAAGAGGACGCUGAGCCAAGGAGAGAGGGCGGGCCUGCCCUCGUCCCGCUACCUCAGCCAGCCUCUCCCCGGAGAUCUCGGCUCAUGGAAGCGUGAGCAGGACUUUGACCUGCAGUUGCUGGAACGGGCCAUGCAAGGGGAAAGAAGGGACAAGGAAGAGAAUGGCUGGUUGAAAGUACAGGCCAUGCCAGUCACUGAGUUGGACCUGGAACCUCAAGACUAUGACUUGGACAUCAGCAGAGAGCUGUCCAAACCAGAGAAGGUCUCCAUCCCCGAACGUUAUGUGGAGCUGGACCCCGAGGAGCCGCCCAGCCUUGAGGAGCUGCAGGCGCGGUAUCGGAAAGCCGAGAAGAUCCGCAACAUCCUUGCUCGCUCCAGCAUGUGCAACCUGCAGCCGACAUCAGGCCAGGACCGGAACAGCAUGGCCGACCUGGACUCACAGCUGCAGGAGCAGGAGCGCAUCAUCAACAUCUCCUACGCUCUGGCCUCCGAGGCCUCCCAGCGCAGCAAGCAGGUGGCAGCGCAGCAGCUGGCCCUCCUCCCGCCUAAAGGCUCCCUGUCCUCCAGGACGGUGCCACCUUACCCCCCCUUAAGCAACGGACUCCACUACACCUUUGUCUAACACCUUCCAACCCAGGCAGUGACUGACCCGUGACCCAACGUGCAAAGAAGUCUGGAGCCAGGGGCCCAGUGGAACCAGUUUCCUCCAAGAAGAUUGAUCUUCCUUCCCCCAAGGAAACCCCCUCCCAGCCCAAAAGGGUUUCUGGCUGGAGGAAGGAGAAGCCCACCACAACUGCGAGGCAUUCACUAUAGGGCUAGGUCCUAACCCCCUCCCCUCACCACCAACUUUAGUUCAGACUCCUUUUUACAUAUGACAAAGGCACUUUUGAUACACACUGUAAAAUACUGAUGCUGUAUUUUAGAAUCAGAAUAUAUUUUAUAAUGUUCACCUCAAGGGCUGAGUGACUGGAAAGGUGAGGAUGCAAAAUUUUGGAGCUGCACAUACAGAUUCAGGUACCACUUGGGUGGUAGGUAUGGGUAGGGGAGAAGGGCAGGCAGAGGCCAGUCCAACAUCCAGUGAACUCAGGUGAAGGUUGCAUUUGAAAUGUGCUUCCAGGGGAGCCCAGUGUUAGGCUUGUUGGCAUGCUAUCUGGGGGAAGAGGGGCCCUUAGCUGCAGAGGUCAGCCGUCCCUGACCUGACCUGAUGACCAGCUCUGGAGGGAGAAACUCCACCAGGGUGGCAUGUGGAGCCCAAGUCUGUGCCUUGGCCCUUGGGUUUGGUUUAGGGGCAAUAGUGUAUUCAAGAGGUCUGGUUCCCGACCUGUCCAUGGGGUUCUCUCAGCAAAGGGCUCUUCUUGGGAAAAACAGAACAGUUUGCUUUAAUUAAAAAAAAUUAUAUAUAUAUACACACACACUUUGAAAUACAGAAAAGGUGAGAGGAAGCACCUUUUAUUGUAUCAUAAGCAAUAAACUUCACACUGGGUGGCGUUUACCUAAAACUCCCUGACUCCACACUGGGCUGUGAUAGGGCUUUGCUGCCUGCCCUGGAGAACCUAGGUCAGCUUCUCUAGGACAUGGGUCUGGUGGCCAGAGGGCAGGCAGUGUGUCCCCACCAUCUCUGAAGGCCAGCAGCAGGAUUUUGACUUGACUUCCAGCCUCAGGUGAGGCUGUGCCAAGCCAGGCACAGUGUUUGUGGCCCUUUAUUUAAAUCAUGAGCUCAUGAUAUUCUGCAUACAGAAAAUGGGGUUUAAAGGAAAAAAAAAAAAAAACCCCUCCAUUGGAUGGGGCCACUCUUUAAAUGAAAGUUUGUCUUUGACUAUGGUCGGGGGGAAAAAAAUCUUAACUAUAUUUAGAAAUUGCCGUCUAUUUUUAACUAACUCCAUAUGCUGCCAGUAUCAACUUCAUGACAUUUGCCAAAAUAAGAUUUUAUUUUUGCCUUUA